AGGGAGUAGGGCUCAUAAAGCCGGAGAAGCCUGGGAGAGGAGGCCAGCUGACCCAGAGGCUCCGGGGAGGACAAACUGGCAAAGAACUUGCUGGAGCGAAAGGAAACUAACAUUUGUCAAGGCCUGCUUGCCUUCUGGUGGCAUAUGAAGUUCCCCUGGCCAGGGAUCAGAUCCAAGCCACAGUUGCAACCUAAGCUGCAGCUGUGGCCCCAGCGGAUCCCUAACCCACUGUGCUGGCCUGGGGAUGGAACCUGCCUCCUAGCACUCCCAAGACACCACCGAUUCCAUUGUGCCACAGUGGGAACUCCUCUCAUCCCCCUUUGAAACAUUCUUUUCAUUCUGAGGCAAUUAUAUUCUCACCAAAAGUGGCAAAAAUUGGUCCUUCGCCAGGUCAUCCUCUGAGCUUUGUGCUUUGCAGUUGGGGGAGAGAGUGUGCUGGGGAGGCCCUUGGAGAAGGGCCGGUCUGACUGGAGCCCUGUUCUUCCUGGGCCCACCCCAGACAGCAGGCCGGGGCUCACACUUCCUCUAGUAUAGUUUGUAUACACUCCGAAGAUGGGUCUGGGGCUGUCCCGUUUGUCUUGGCGUCCUUAACCCCCGCGAGCAGUCCCACCUACAGCCGUCCAGGCCUGCCAAGCACACUGGGACCUGGUCCCCGCCCUUCAGUGACACACACAGCCUGCUCUCCCAGACCCGCCUCUGCCUCCCACAGUCCUUUAUGAGAACUGCCAGUCCAGCGGGGCAGGUGAGGCAGGGUGACCUCAGGCCUCUGCAGUCCCCGCCAAGCCUGAAAUGCUAAGCUUCUAGACAGGCCUGCCCUUGCACAACUUUUAAGCAGGGGAGUGGGGUUUGUACUGACUUUGGAGGGGUUCUGACUUCCAAAUCAGGCUUCUUUCCACUCUAAAUUCAUCCUUGGGAGCAAAAGUCAAGGAGCCCCCAAAAUGGCGAGGGGCAAAGGCUGCUGUGGUUCACAGCGUGGCUUUUUUUUUUUUGUCCCCCUGCCCGGAGGCAUAUGGAAUUCCCGGGCCAGGGAUCCGAGCAGCCAGUGGCAACCUCCAUGGCAUCUGCGGCAAUGCUGGAUCCUUAGUCCACUGUGCCCCGAGCUAGGGAUCGAACCUGUGCCCCAGAGCUCGAGAGACACUGCUGGUCCCAAUGCGCCACAGUGGGAACUACCGAAAGGUGUUCUUCGCAAAGGGGCCGGCAGUGUCCUCCAACAUUAUCGAACUAUGGUGCAACCCACAAACACGGGGGUCUCCCCGCAGCCAAAGCCUCUUUGGCAGCCUCACCCCGAAGGUCAAACCGGGGUCAUCGGAGCCCUUGACCAUGUCAGAUGAGGUGGGACUUCCCCUCCUCCCACCUUCCCCGGCCUUCCCACCCCAGGCCGCACUAGCGGCCGCCCUGGGCUCCCACCGAACUCCAGACUUUGUGCAAUUACAUGUUCUCUGGAGCAGGCCCUUGGGCUGCCUGAACUCUCAGAGCCUGGCAAAGCCAAGAGUCUCCCAGUAUCCAGCAUAGGACCUGGCGCAUGGCAACGUGGUCCCUAAAGUCCAGGCUGCAGCAAGACCUUGGGAGGCGGCUGAGCACCAGGUACCACACCGUGGACUCAUUAGGCCCUGGUCCUCAUUGACCCGGGGCUGGGAAGGAACUCUAGUCUCAGAAGUGGCGACUUGGCUACCGGUCCUGAGACUGCCCCUGAGCAGCUCUGAGAGCCAGGGCAAGGCGCUUGUGAGAGGUGUCAGACUGACCGCUUUCUUUCUUUUUUGGCCACCCCUCGGCCUAUGGGGUUCCCGGGCCAGGGAUCAGAUCCAAGCCACGGGUGCGACCUGCGCCACAGUUGCGGCAAUGCUGGAUCCUUUAACCUACUGCGCCAGGGCCGGGGAUCGAACCUGUGUCCUGGCGCUGCAAAGACGCCCCUGAUCCCAUUGUGCCACAGCAGGCACUCCUAACCGAUGGUUUUCUCAUUCAGAAACAGGCAUCCCCACAUACUCACUACCGAAGGCCAUGGUGCUCAGUACAAAACGCUCUGUUCUCUACCCAGCCAUGUGCCCUAGUGGGGAACCUGCCUCUAACUGGCAGAAUUUCUCUAACCUGGACGAAGGCAUCUUAUGGACAGCCCUGGGGGAGAGGGCUUGGCCAGGGGCUCCAUGCAUUUGGACCCCUCUGCCCUGGAAGGCUGUGGGCUGUCUUGUCACAAUGGACUGGAGAACCGCUGUACUCUGAGCUGCUGGCCUGCAGGGGAGAGAGGAGGGGAGAGGGACUAAGGUCCUAAGUCACUUUUUCCAGAGAGGAAACUCCAAGGACAAAAUGCUGGACGGCAUGGUCUGAAGCCUAGUGCCACCCCUUCUUAAGCUGAUCUUGGUCAAGUUAGUGCACAUCUGUGAAAUUCAGUGUUCCCUCUGUGGAGCAGUGAGAAUAAUACCAUUUUUUUUUUUUUUUUCCCCAGGGCCACACUUACGGCAUACGGAAGUCCCCAGGCUAGGGGUCCAACUGGAGCUGCAGCUGCGGCCUGUGCCACAGCUCACGGCCAUGCCAGAUCCUUAACCCACUGAGUGAGGCUACGGAUGGAACCUGCGUCCUUAUGGAUACUAGCCAGGUUCUUAACCUGCUGAGCCGCAACGGGAACUCCCAAUAGCAACUUUCUUGAGGCUUCUCGUGCAACAAAUGACAGAGAGCCUUCUCUGUGUCCUGCAGUGUUGUCAGGUGUUGAGAGAAUUAAAUGGCAACUAGGGAGGACUCAGUAAGUUCCAGCUACUGUUCCUCUGAGGCUGACUGUGUAAAUGUUUGGUGAAUGAAUUCCACCCGGGACCUUGGUGGACUGCAAGUGAAGCUGCGGUGCAUCUUAGGGGAGGGGCUGAGACUUUGUCCCUACUUGCCUUAAAGUGCCAGGGGGACCUGCUCCUGCUGGAGGUGGGGUGGGAGCCCCCAUUCCCCUACCAGCCCCCUGCAAGCACUGCGUGAGGGCCCCCUAGCCCUCAAGUGGUCGUGGUCAUUCCGUCACUGCUCUGUGUGUCUAUCCAAGACUUGGCAGGGCAGAGCUGGGCAGGGAAGGGGAGGGGAGGGGAGGGAACUGAGCUCUGCAUCUGGAUUCAUCAGGGCUGGUGUUCGCCAUCCAGUACUCUGCCCUUGCUGGGCUCCACCGCCCCCUCCAGCCCUGGCCCUAGCCCCAGCCCCAGAGGCACAGGCGUUUCCCGCUCCCGGGCCGGGCCAGCCUCCUUAAAUACCUCCGGACAACCUCCUUAUCGCCCAGGCCUCUAGCCCCAGUGUCUCUGCACGCAGCCAUGGCCCCGCAGCAGCUCUUCCGCGCACUUGUGUCGGCGCAAUGGGUGGCAGAGGCGCUGCGGGCCCCGCGUGCCGGGCAGCCCUUACAGCUGCUCGAUGCCUCCUUGUACCUGCCCAAGCAGGGCCGAGACGCACGCCUCGAGUUCGAGGCGCGCCACAUCCCGGGCGCCGCCUUCUUUGACCUUGACCAGUGCAGCGACCGCACGUCGCCCUACGACCACAUGCUGCCCAGCGCGGCGCAGUUUGCUGAGUACACCGGCCGCCUGGGCGUGAGCGCUGCCACCCACGUGGUGGUCUACGAUGCCAGCGACCAGGGCCUCUACGCGGCACCGCGCGUCUGGUGGAUGUUCCGCGCCUUCGGCCACCGCACGGUGUCCCUACUUGAUGGUGGCCUUCGCAACUGGCUGCGCCAGGGCCUUCCGCUGAGCGCCGGCAAGAGCCGCCCUGUGCCCGCCGAGUUCCACGCUGUGCUGGACCCCACCUAUGUCAAGACCUACGAGGACAUCAAGGAGAACCUCGAAUCCCGGCGAUUCCAGGUGGUGGAUGCCCGAGCCACCGGCCGCUUCCGGGGCACGGAGCCUGAGCCCCGAGACGGCAUUGAACCCGGCCACAUCCCUGGCACGAUCAACAUUCCCUUCACGGAAUUCCUGACCCCCGAGGGCCUGGAGAAGAGCCCCGAGGAGAUCCGCCGCCUCUUCCAGGAGAAGAAGGUGGACCUGUCUCUGCCCCUGGUGGCCACCUGCGGCUCCGGCGUCACAGCGUGCCACGUGGCACUGGGGGCCUACCUCUGUGGCAAGCCCGACGUGCCCAUCUACAACGGCUCCUGGGUGGAGUGGUACAUGCGUGCCCAGCCAGAAGAAAUCAUCUCUGAGGGCCGGGGGAAGACCCACUGAGGCCUGGCACAUCAGGAAGCUCGGGCGACACCCAGCCACCAGCUGCGCCCCGCCGGGUGGUUCUGACUCUGCUUUCGCCAGGACAGUAUUUCUUCCUCCCACUCAGGUGGCACCUGGGGCCACAUCCCAGAGGGCAAGAAUUCCAUUGACUCGCGGGCUCCCAGUGGAAACAGAAGAGAAGGCGGCAGCGGACGCAGGGGAGGGGAGCCGCCCAUACGGGGCCAAGCCAAAGUCUCUCCUCGCUUCUGUUUCUAUACCAUUGAGGAAAUAAAAAGCCAAGUGCUGAAUCCUUCUAACAC
Molecule: messenger RNA, 4468 nt
Organism: Sus scrofa (pig)
Lineage: Eukaryota; Metazoa; Chordata; Mammalia; Artiodactyla; Suidae
Source: RefSeq, a predicted model, not a curated record